Linum trigynum is the source of this 1923-nucleotide messenger RNA. The record is from the annotation of a GenBank genome assembly. NCBI's taxonomy places the organism in Eukaryota, Viridiplantae, Streptophyta, Magnoliopsida, Malpighiales, Linaceae.
AACUACCCUACGUUAACUUGUAUUCUCAAUCCAAGCAAAUCUAACCCAAACAUCAAAGUUGGGUACAUACCCUUCUUAUAGCUUAAAGAUUCAAUUUUCUCGAUUGGGACAUCCUUCAUUGAUUUUCUAAGACAUCCAUUUGCAUCAUCCAAUUCAUAGAAAAAAAGACUUCCAACCACCACUUGAUCUCCCUUUUCAUAUAUAAAGGAUAAAGCAAAAGUGACUCUUAGGUAGAAUCGAACUAUUCAUUUAGUUCAAUUGCUCUCAAGUCUCAACCUUCAUUCAUGGGCAACUUCAAAUUCCAAAACCUUUCCCUUGCCGUCUUAGUCGCCAUUUUCGCUUUCCUCGCAUCCUCCGUACUCGUCGCUAAUAACACCAAUAGCGACGGGCUAUUCACCCUGCCGUCACUAAUUACUGAUUUCAAAGAGCUGGUCACGGAUCGCCUGGAAAGACUUGCAUCCGAGUUUCACUAUCUAUCUAUUUCUUCUCUCGUUCGCCGGAGCCACAAGAAAAAGCGCCCGACGGACGGCGGCGGCGGAGGUGCCAAGCCGAAGCCGGCGAGCAUUUGCGACGACUUCCCGCCGGACAUUCCGCCACCGGAUACCAACACCACGACGACGAUCUGCGUUGACAGGAACGGGUGCUGCAAUUUCACGACGGUGCAAGCCGCCAUUGACGCCGUCCCCAACAUGAGCUCGAAGAGGAGCAUUAUCUGGAUAAACUCCGGAAUUUACUACGAGAAAGUGGUCGUGCCGAGAACCAAACCGAACGUCACGUUUCAAGGGCAAGGCUACACUUCCACGGCCAUCGCAUGGAACGACACCGCGUUUUCAGCCCACGGCACGUUCUACAGCGCUUCCGUCCAGGUCUUCUCCGAUAGGUUCGUCGCCAACGGCAUAAGCUUCAUGAACGUUGCGCCGAUUCCCGGGCCUGGAGACGUCGGAGCUCAGGCGGUGGCCGUUAGGGUUUCGGGAGAUCAGGCAGUUUUCUCGAGCUGUGGCUUCUUCGGAGCGCAGGACACACUGCACGACGACAGGGGGCGGCAUUUGUAUAGGGAUUGUUACAUCCAAGGGUCGAUUGAUUUCAUCUUCGGUAACGCGAGAUCUCUCUAUCAGAACUGCCAGCUGAUAUCCAUGGCGAACCCAGUGGGCCCAGGGGUGAGGUCCAUAAACGGGGCGGUGACGGCCCACGGGAGGGCGUCCAAGGACGAGAACACGGGCUUUGCGUUCGUGAACUGCAGCCUGGGAGGCACGGGCAGGAUCUGGCUGGGCCGGGCCUGGAGGCCCUUCUCUCGAGUAGUUUUCGCCAAUACGGCCAUGACCGAUAUCGUCGCCCCUGAAGGCUGGAAUGACUUCAACGACCCCGCCAGAGACCAGACAAUCUUCUACGGGGAGUACAAUUGCAGUGGCGCAGGUGCUAAUCUGAGCCUGAGGGCACCUUAUGUGCAGAAGCUGAAUGAUACAUUGGCUGCUCCUUUCAUCGACAUGUCCUUCAUCGAUGCAGAUCAAUGGUUGACUUAGCCGGUUAAAAUCACAUGGUCUCGUGUUUGGGAUGGUUGUACAUCGAAUUCUAACUUCAAAGUCGGUUUGUGCUCUCGCUUAAUCAUACGAAUACUUGCUCAUGUUACAUUUUCUACGGAAUUGGAUUAUGAUGGGUUAACUUGACUAUAACGUGGAGAUACAACACGCAUCACACGUUAGAUUCGAACCCUCAAAGUCGACGAUCAUUUAAAAGAAUCUAAUGGGUUGAAUGGGGAAAAAAAUACUAUUGUGCGUUCUGAGGGGUUAACCUGAUUGUAAUAUGGAGAGAUAUAAUAUGCAUCACACGUUAGAUUCGAACCUCAAUGUCAUGGGUUGAAGAAAAAAAAUACUAGCGUGCAGCUGCGGAUCAUUAUAAUUUUUUGAAUGAAAAACGAGAAUUAGA